AUGUCGCUAACGAAUUAUUAUUCCAUGAUGGGGCUCCAGACCGAGGAGCCGUACGGUGCACAUUUCAUCCCGGGAGGCUUGCAGGGUUCGACGGCCGGCUGCGCGAAGCCAGCCCGGGCAGCAGAAGAGGAGGAGGGGACCCCCGCCUCACACAUUCCGGAUUUCUCACAUUUUUCCAACAAACAACCCAGCUUAAACGGCUUCUCUCCCUGGACAAACACCUCUACAUCCUCUUCGUCCUCUUCCCCGCAGCUGCAGUCCACCCCCGGUGCCUCCAUCCCCGGCCUUUUCCAUCCACAUCACCUCCUGAGCCACCACCACCACCCGUACUAUGGCCCACAGACACAGCAAACCCACGCCGAGCAGCUCGCGUCUUCGGCGGCUACCGAAAGUAGAUUCGUCCGCUGCUGGGAGGGUGCGACCUCUGCCUCGGAUACCUCUAUAUCACAUGCUUCGACCGGGUUUCCCGGGUGUCUCCCAGCCCAGGGUGACCUCUCCAAUCCGAGCCCGAGGUACGAGGCGGUGAAACCCGAGAGCUCACCGCCACCUCACGAGGACAGUCCCGAGGAUUCUAGUUUCGGCAGCCCGGCUGAGGUGGUCCUCGAGAGGCUUGGCACGGUGGAGGAGCUCGGGAGGAAACCGGAGCCCAAAAAAGAGGACGAGGAGAAAAAGCCACAACCAACACUUGACCCGGGUAAAAGAUAUAGCCUAUUGCAAACUUUGGGAUGUUUAUUAGCAUGUGCAUACACAGGUGUGUGUGAGUGUUUGCGCGAAUGGGUGUGAGUGUGGUCAGAGAGGGAGAACGCGGCCUAAGUAGAAGUAAGUAAGUGUGUGUGACUUUUAUAGCCCAAUAAAUGUCUUGUAAACGGUCAAAUAUAAAACUUUAUAGUCCAUUAAAAUAAUUAAGCUGCUAUUGCUUUUAUUUGACUAUUUGUCACGAGAUAGAAAACGCAGAUAGGCUCGCGCUGCGUUUGUGUGAUUGGAUUUGUGCAGGAUUUUGGGGUUAAUUUGCAUUUAUUUGACAGCGAGGAAAUGACCAAUAUUGCUAAUAGAUCUAAUUUUGUUCAGCCAUUUAAUUUUCUUUUCCUCUUCUUCUUUUUUUUUAAACAGACAAUAAUGUUGAUAUUGCAGCAUGCAUGACCCAGCCAAAGCACCCCAACAAGCUAAAUGCUCAUUAAAAACCCCGUACACAUAGACUAUCUUUCAAAGGCCUCCACAGAAAGGUGGAUGGAGUAAAGAAAAUGAUAAAAAAAUUAACAUAGGUGAAGCAGACAGUAUAUUGACCUUUGGCUUUUAAGAUGAAACACGAAUGAUUUUAAUGUUAUGUAAAGGAAUGUUUGGUAAAUGCAUUUAAUAAUAUCAAAAUAGCAAACAGCAGAGCUUUUUUAACCUCUAUAGUUUGUGUUUGAAUUAAUUUAUAUAUUUUUUUCAUACUGCCAUGACUAAGCAGAGUGCCUCUUAUUAUUAGAUUAAGAUUACAGAUAGAGUUCUUUGAUAACUUAAAGUCCAGCUCACAGAAAUAACGUUAAACUGAAGGAAAAUCCACAAGCCAAUGGAGCCAGUGUUUUAGUAUUAAACUGUAAUAUACUUCCUGGUGACUUAUGGAGUGUCCCUGAAAUAUAUGACUCUCCCGCUGUUUCUGUUUUUCUGAUUUGUCCAGUUAGAUAGACCGGACAAAUCAGUCAAAAGUUCAAACAGAUGUUUUAAACUGCAGCGCAUCCUGACUGCCAGAACCCACACAGAACCGGCUCGAUUGAACAGAGUCUGCUGCCUCUGUCCCUACUUGCUGUCAUCUCCUCCAAAUUUCCACAUUAUAUAGUUCAUUGCAAUAUCAGAAACCACAAACAUGAAUUAACAAAUGCCAUGUUAAAUAGAAAUGAAAUGAAGGAGGGAUGAAAUGAGGGCACAAUAAGUGUAGUCAUAAAUUUCUGUUAUUGUUUUGUCAUUGUUGUAAGGAUGAGUAAUCACUGAAGUAUCUGUAUUUUUAUAUGCUGUCCUAAGGAGCUGUGUUUGGAGUGUGUGUGUUAUUGUUUCUUUUCCUAAUGAACCAAAAGUUUCAGCCUCAUAAAACUAGUUCCGGAGGAUAUUUUGUAAGAUUUUUAUGUCAGUCUUUGAACUUCUUACAACACACACACCAAAGCCAACCCCCCACCCCCACUCACUCUCUCACACACACACACACACACACACACACACACACACACACACACACACACACACACACACACACACACACACACACAGAACAUAAAUACCCUGCUGCAGGGUAAAAGUGAAAAUCCAUGCCACCCUGUUUCUUCCUCUGCAGAAAAUCCAUCAGCCAGCUGGAUCCACGCCAAGUCGACCCGGAAGAAAAGGUGUCCAUACACCAAACACCAGACGCUGGAGCUGGAGAAAGAGUUUCUGUACAACAUGUACCUGACCAGAGACCGGCGCCUGGAGGUGGCAGGACUCUUAAAUCUGACAGAAAGGCAAGUAAAAAUCUGGUUCCAGAACAGACGGAUGAAGAUGAAGAAGCUGAUGACCCGGGAGAGGAGGAGUAUGAAUGAAUAA
Molecule: messenger RNA, 2553 nt
Organism: Xyrichtys novacula (pearly razorfish)
Lineage: Eukaryota; Metazoa; Chordata; Actinopteri; Labriformes; Labridae
Source: the annotation of a GenBank genome assembly